Messenger RNA from Peronospora farinosa, 240 nucleotides. The record is from the annotation of a GenBank genome assembly. Lineage: Eukaryota; Oomycota; Peronosporomycetes; Peronosporales; Peronosporaceae.
AUGAAGUUCAAGAGCCUCGCGAAAAGAAAAGGCUGGGGUGCUGACCAACUCACCGUUCAACUGCUCACGCUGAUCGACGUAGAUCUAUUGCGCGAGGUCGAGCGCAUCGCCAGCGAAUCUUCCGAGAAAGGACAUACGUUUGAAGACUUCUACCUUCAACGCUGCUCGGCACGUCUGCGAGAGCCUGCUCAAAUGUACGCCAAGUUGCCGCAGGAUGCGCAAACAAUUUUGGAGAAUUAA